Molecule: messenger RNA, 1040 nt
Organism: Daphnia carinata
Lineage: Eukaryota; Metazoa; Arthropoda; Branchiopoda; Diplostraca; Daphniidae
Product: trypsin-1-like
Exons: 9
Coding region: 13-897 (294 amino acids)
Biological process (GO): proteolysis
Molecular function (GO): serine-type endopeptidase activity
Source: RefSeq, a predicted model, not a curated record
GGGACGCACUGAAUGAGUUCAUGUUUGGCACUGGUGAAUUAUUUUUUAGUUAAGUUAUUCGGUCGUCUCAACAUGAAGGUUCUGAUUCUCGCUUGCCUCCUCACCUGCGCCACAGGCCAGCCCGUGUUCCCGCGUCUGCCAACAUCGGUUCUGCUGAAGGGAGGACCGUUUUUAGCGACCGGCGAAAAAAUAGUUGGUGGCACCGAAGCGGUUCCCUAUGAAUUUCCCUGGCAAAUAUCUCUACAGAGACGCGCGGCAAUUGGCUGGUCACAUAAUUGCGGAGGAUCCGUCUAUAAUGAAAAUUACAUCAUCGAUGCUGCUCAUUGCGUUGACGGGACUUUCCCAAGCUCAUGGCGAAUAGCGGCCGGUGAACAUAGUUUAUCUUUGACCUCCGGCUAUGAACAGUACCGAAACGUAUUAUCCAUACGGGUACAUGGAAACUACAAUCAAAACACAUUUGCAAACGAUAUAGCCCUUCUCAAAAUGGAUCAGCCACUCAGUUUUGCCACGGGUAAAGUCGGCCCUAUUAGCCUACCAAUUUCAGGGUCGAUUCUCAAGGCCGGAACGUCUUGCAUCGUCUCAGGAUGGGGUACCACCGCUUAUAGUGGCACAGUAUCUGACGUGUUACGCAAAGUUGCCCUACCUGUUGUUUCCAACAGUGAUUGCGAUGCAAUGUACGGUAUCGGUUCCAUUUUGCCUUCUAUGAUGUGCGCUGGUUUCGUCGCAGGUGGAGCCGAUUCUUGCCAAGGGGAUUCAGGUGGUCCGCUCGUCAUGUUAAAUCCCAAUAUCCUGGUGGGUGUUGUUUCAUGGGGGAAUGGAUGUGCUUAUCCUGGAUAUCCGGGUGUGUACACUAGAGUUUCGUCAUUCGUUAACUGGAUCAAGACAAACGCUGUGUAAGGGUACGUGAACAAAAUCGAUUACGCCUUACGAAAAAGAACUAGUUAAAUUUUGAAUUCUUCAAAACUAAUUUUUGCAAAUCUGGCAACACGUACAUCACAUGAUUAACUAGUCAACAUACAGUUGAUUCUUGUCGAACUAUA